AUGGUAGGAAGCUGGUGGGAUGAGUUCUCAAACAAUCUGGCUACAGAUUUAGCGCCUCUCAUCUCCCUCUUUGGUGAAGCGCCGACGAAACAAUAUCUAAGCGAAUGCUUGACCAAGACGGACAUCUUCAUCUUUUCGAUGGCACCUCUAGGUAUUAUCACAACAAUAGUAUCGGCAAUCCGGGUCUGCGGGACACCGUCUCUGAGGGCAUUCAUCGGGCGAGCCCAGGAGGGAGCUGGCAAUGCUGAAGCCGAACUUUGCUCCUCUACCAGUCGAGAUGUCUGUGAGCUUUAUAACAAUGGAGGCAUCGCCCGCGUUUUUGGACGGCCCAAACUCCUGGAAAUCGUACAUGAUCGGAAUGCAACAAUUGAAGACUUUUAUUCGUAUAAUCCUAAUUCUCAGGCCACGGCUGGAAUUUACCCGUUCAAGGACUAUCUCAAGAAAGAUAACCAAGAGUGGAGGGAAGUGGGCAAACGCCCAAGCGAUGAAGAAAACAAGUCUGCUCGGGAUGACACACACUUUGCAAUAAAUCCGAAUCUUUCCCUAAACGUAGGGAUAAAACAAGGCUCAAGGCAUUGGUUUACUGCCGCUGCUAUAUUUGGUGGUCUGCUGCAAUCAAGUGUCCUCGUAUGGGCUACAAUUGCUAGGUACAAAUUCAAUGACGUGAAACGAGACUUACAAGAUAACUAUGCCAUUCCACUUGCUGUUAUUGGUACCUUUCUCUUAUGCCUUGGAACGGGACUUUGCGCUCACUUGAUUGAGAGCAGCACUAAGGAACGGGUCUUCGAAAGGAGUCCAAAAACAGAUGGAGACGGCGAUACAGCUGCUUCCCAGGUGUACUGGGUCCAACCCGGUACACAGUUCGUUGGGGAUCAAGCCUUUGACUCAUUCGCAUACACGCACAAAAAGGGAGAAUUCACACGAUAUAUCACUUCUUGGAAGAUAGGGAGGAAUGGAAAUAACGGACCUUGGAUAUGGUGUGCUAUAACAAGCACAUCCAUUGGUUUUGUGCUGCAGUUCCUUGGACUCAGGGCAUGUCAUUCGUCUGUCGCAGUGGCCCAACUCGGAGCGACGAUACUGAUGAGUGUGGUGCGUUCAACUCUACGCGCGAGUCGAUUACGCGAAGAGGAUAUUUAUUUAGCACAUAAACCUGAUUUGUACAAGACCCACGAGCUUGACUGGUUUGCUCUAAAUAUUGGAACUGAACUUGGGCCAAACCCCCUCGACUCCGAGUCUAAGCAAAUAUGGACAGUCGUAUCAGGCCCAUAUCACACAGCAAAAAGCUUUCAAAAAGCAUGGCGCUUACCCAAAUAUACCCCCCCAAUACAAGGACAGUUACUUAAAAAUGAGAACCUGAUCUUUGUAAAGAUGUUUGUGGAACACGCUGGAAGUUGCAUUUUAUCUGGCUUUCGAGUAGACGUUGAUGAUCCUACAAUACCGGGCAAUGAAGCAUAUAAACUCCAGCUCCCUGAAGAUUGGUGGGACCCUCAUUUUAAAAUGGAUGUGGGAUGGAAAUCUUACGUCAAGUGUGCCCCGUCUAGAUGGCGUGCUGCGGUUCAGUCAAAACAAUCUGCGGCUGAAUCAUUGCCGAUGGAACCAUGUGUUAGGGCUUUCAUGUACAGGGCUCGGCUUGCCCGUCUGACCGAUAGCUGGGAAGAUAAACUUGUCAGUGUUCGAAGCACUGCACAGAUAUUGACAAAGGCCAUUGAGUCCACGAUGCAGAUCUUUCUUACCUCCGACACUGAUUUCAAGAAAGGGUGGGACUCAGCCUUUACUAUAUUUUGGGCCGUUCACUCCACGCUUGAAGGAGCGGAUCUUACUGGUGGAGACAUUUACCUAUCACUUAGCCGCGAAAUUGAUACAGAUGGACAACCUACUGGUAAAUGGCACGCCGAUGAAUCCGAACUGGAGGCUGUUCUAGGUUUAUGGCUGUGGUCGCUCCGAGAUAUGAGAAAUACGUCACGGGUACACCUAAGACGUAUAAUUUCCCCAGCACCAGAUUCCACCAUGGAUAAAUAUACCACCACUGAUUUUUAUCUUUGGCGCGAGAAUGGGGGCUUUAAGAUUGACGAGAGAAAAAUUAAACUGAAUGGACAGACAGGUCUACUAUUUGGUCGACAUAACAUCCCUGUUAGAGACUGUACCAAUCUCACAGUUCUAGAAGUGGCAGCUGAUACUACAUCAUUACAAAUGAUGUGUGCUCAAGAGAUCUAUGCCUUAUUCUUUUCCUCAAUAACACAUACUAUCGAAAACCUUGGUGGUAAAACAGAGUUUCAAAAGAGCAAGGGACUGAAUUACGUGAAUGAAAAUGUCACAAAGCUGCUAAGAGCUUUUACCGAAAGUGGCCUAGGAUCCACCGUGGAUGCUUUUACCUGUGUCAUUCCAGCGUUAAUAAUUCAAAGGAAACUUCUUCCGGCUUUCGAGCCAUAUCUUGUUGGCAGAGAUGAGUCAGAUACUUUUAUCUGUGAAAAGAAUUGGAGAGAAGCUGAAACAUUACUAUUACGGCCAUUGAUAGAUGCUGAAAGAUUACUAUUAUGGGUUGUGCCAAAUAGCCAACAGUCACAACUAGGCUCAAAUCCGGAGGAAGGUCCAGUAAAAUCAACAGAAGUCCUCAACCAUUACAGUCUCCUGGUAUUGUCCUUGUGUGAAUGCUACCGCAAGGCCCUAUAUGAUGGGGAGAUCGAGUUUAGUUUGGGUGGUAUCACCAAGAUUUUAUACCAAUCUAAUCUCAGUCAACAAAAGCAGAUAUCGUUAUUUGGGACUAACUGUUCGUAUAUGGGGGGAAAUUCAUCCAACAACCGUGAUAAAAAACGGUUUAAAAGACGAUCUCGAUACACACUUGCCGAUGCGGUUCACUGCUACGCAAAGGCUUUCAUACGCCUCGCUCGUUUUAAAGGCCGUUUGAACCCCGAGGCUUUCGAAGAAUCAAUUAUCAAUUUACAAAAAGUCUUAAUCGAUCGAAAUGCAAUUUCCAAACCAGACUACCUUCUUGAAAACCUCCUUGACAAUGAGAGAAUCUGGGGACAAUACUUCGGAGAUACGCUCUUACAGGAGACUCGGAAGGGCAAUCUAGAAUACACUUUGUUCCUGUUGAACGAGGAGUCAAGUUUGGAUGAUGGGUCAUCUGGGGGUGAGACUCUGGUUCUUGCCGCACAACAAGGUUGGUAUCCUGUCGUUAAAACCUUGAUAGAGUACGGGGCAUGCUUGGAAUGGAAAGAUGAAACGUGUCGCAAUGCGGUAUCAUACGCUGCAGAGAAUGGGGAUAUCAACUCGUUGAACUGCCUUUUGGCGAAAGGAGCACUUCCAGAUGUCGCGGACUCAUCUCAAUGUAGUCCCUUAUUCUAUGCAGCAAGUUACGGACAUAUUGACAUCAUAAAACGCCUUCUACUUGAUAAACGGGUUGAUCCCAAUGCGAAAGGAAGCUCUGGCAAAACACCAUUAUCAAUUGCGGCAGAACAUGGCCAUGAAAUGGCUGUUGACCUACUUCUAUCCAUUCCAACAAUAGAUGCAGAGCACCAGGAUGACUUCCAAAGGACGCCUCUAUCACUUGCUGCAGAAAAUGGACAUGUCGAUAUAAUUCGUUUACUAAGAGCUAGACAGCGAUAUCUUACGCAGCUGAAAAAGGCCAUGGAGAUAUCGUAA
This is a messenger RNA of Trichophyton benhamiae CBS 112371, 3642 nucleotides long. RefSeq lists its product as uncharacterized. The transcript has a single exon. The record is from RefSeq and is a predicted model, not a curated record. NCBI's taxonomy places the organism in Eukaryota, Fungi, Ascomycota, Eurotiomycetes, Onygenales, Arthrodermataceae. Gene Ontology annotation, cellular component: nucleus. Bases 1 to 3642 code for a protein of 1213 amino acids. Gene Ontology annotation, molecular function: protein binding. Gene Ontology annotation, biological process: regulation of gene expression.